Messenger RNA from Onychostruthus taczanowskii (white-rumped snowfinch), 750 nucleotides. RefSeq names its product small lysine rich protein 1 (gene SMKR1). Lineage: Eukaryota; Metazoa; Chordata; Aves; Passeriformes; Passeridae. Bases 249 to 455 code for a protein of 68 amino acids. The transcript is spliced from 3 exons. The record is from RefSeq and is a predicted model, not a curated record.
CCUGGAGGGGUUGCAAAGCCCCGUGGAUGUGGCACCUGGGGACACUUGGGGACACUUGGGGUCGGUGGUGGCCCUGGCGGAGCUGGGCUUGGUCUCUGAGGUCUUGUCCGGGAUUCUGUAGUUGUAAACCUCGAGGGCUUUGCUGAAAAGCUCGGAGUCCUGGAAUUUGACAAUUAGCAGCUGAUUUCACAGGGUCCAUCUCCAGGGCUUGAUGUGAAUUCCUGGCUGCUCCAUAAAAAGACUCAGCCAUGGCACGCAAAGCCAAAAAACCCAAGGGUGGCAAAAAAAAAAGUUCCAAAAAGGGCGCGCAGAAGCCUGUGUACCACGUGGAUCUCUUCAGCCCAGCUGCCAUGCUCAACGCUUACUACAUCUCUCACAACGCCGCCGUCUUCCUGGAAUUCCGGGGCCAUCCCUGGCCCGGCUCUCUCAAAAAGAAGGGGAAGAAAAAGAAGUGAGAACCAAAGUGCCUGGUGCAGACUGUGCUGUGAUAAAACCCGCCCUGGCCUCGGCAGUGCCCGGCCCAAAUGGCAGUGUCCCCUGGUCGCUGCCGUGUCCACACAAAGACACUUUGACUGCAGCUCACACACGGUGACAAGCGGCAGGGGACACGGUGCCAUUGUCACUUCAGCCGUGGUCCUUCACCCUGUGGGUCCGUGUGGAGGGCAGCACUGUGCCUGCAGGGGCAGGGCUGUGCUGGGGCUGGAUUCACCCACCCUGUGCCACUCCUUAGGGAUGGGACCAGUGCCUGAG